GGCAGGGCGCGCGCCGCGGUUCCAGCCCGGCUCCCGGAGUGGCCAGGCGGCAAAGGUGCGUGUCUGGAAAGCCCUUUCCAGUCUUGGCAUUAGCAAAGCAGGUUCUGGACCUGGAACGCCGAGCGAGCAGGCUGAAGGGGCGCCCGCUGCCCGCUCCGUGGGCCUGAGCUGAGCCGAGCGAGGUGAGGCGCUGGCACGUUGUGCCCACCCCAGAAGAACCGUUGCGGGGUGAAUGAGGCGCCGUGACAGCAUCCUAGCCUGGUGAAGAGGAGACAGAAAGAUCCCCCGGCGCGGUCCAUCCUGACACUGAGACGUCGUGGGGCUCUGCGAAAUCCCACCCCUUCCCCGCCAAAAAAAAAGGUGUGGGAGGAGAACACCCCCCAAACCCAAAUCCACCAGGACUCUGGAGAACUUGCAGAAAGGGACGGCAGGCAGAUCCCUAGCUGGACCCCUCCGCUGCAAAUCUGAUCCCCUUCGGCUGGCCAGCUGCUCUCGGCUCCUGUUGGCAUCAGUGGCUGACCGCCGGACAACGCCGCUUUGAGAUCCACUCGCUGCAUCCAGGGCUGAAGACUGUUUGCUCGUUCUUCCCUCCACCCCGCCCUAUGUUGGUAUUCUCAGCAUCGGAGCAGGGGACAUUUGAAGGCUGAGGAAGCUUUCGGUCAGAACUGCUUUUAGAUCCAAGGAUAUUGCUUUUUGUUUCUGCCCCCUUGUUUUAAUCCUUCCCUUCUCAUCGCCCUCUUCCCUCCUCUUUUUCUUCCCCCCUCCCUCCUAGCUUUUUGGGAGACCCUUGCAAACCCGGGGGAGCACGCUACCUGCGGAAUCCUUGCCGGACGCAAGUAUUCUUGCUCAUGGCGAGCCCACUCUGGUGAGAGGCGCAGAGCCGGGCUGCUUCAGAGAACUGCGAGCAAGAAUUCUGUCCUGCAGCCAAAAGGGGGCCGGGGGAAAGGCUCCUUCCCGCAGCCGCAGCAGGAGGAGGAGGAGGCGGAAAGAGGAGGGAGGGGGAGGCCUUGGGCUCGCUAACCCUCGCCUCGCCUUAGUUCGCCUUGGAGGGGAUGCCGACCGCAAGCCCUGGCCGCGCCGUUUAAUGCUCCGCGCGGGCCCUCCGACGCGCAGUGGGUCUUACGUGGAGCGGGGUUGGACGCGUUGGCCCCCGGUGACUGCUCCGACAUCGGAUUUCAGAUGCAUGCCAGGUUUCCAGUGAAUGCCAGAAGUCCAGCUCACUCCUCAUGGAUCCUCCAAAUCCACAUGGAAGUGGUGGGUCAUUUGUGGUGAUCCAGCAGCCUUCCCUGGAUGGCCGGCCGAGGUUGGACCACGAGAGGGAGAGCCAGACCACCACCAUCUUGUCCCUGGACCAGAUCAAGGCCAUCAGAGGCAACAAUGAAUACACCGAAGGGCCAUCUGUACUCAAAAAGCCUGGCCCCAGGCUAGCGCCCAGACCAGAGAAACAUGAGAGGACUCAUGAAAUCAUACCCCUUAACGCGAAUAACAAUUCUGAGCACCAACCCCCAGGCCACGUGGGGUUACCCACUAACUCCAGGGUUCCUGUUCUGAACAGGUCCACCAGUACAGGGAGUGCGGCCAGCUCUGGCAGCAACAGCAGCGUGUCCUCAGAGCAGGGCCUGCUGGGAAGAUCCCCUCCAUCCCGACCAGCUCCAGGCUGGCAGGCGGAAAGGGCCAUCCGGUCCCAGCCGGAGCGGGCCUCCUUCGUCACAGAGGACCUGAAAGUUUCCUUGAAAGAGGAAGCCUCGACCCAGCACAAGUUCAUCUGUGAACGGUGUGGGAAGUGUAAGUGCGAAGAGUGCACAGCCCCCAGGGCCCUGCCCUCCUGCCUGGCUUGUGAUCGUCAGUGCCUGUGUUCCGCUGAGAGCAUGGUGGAGUAUAGCACCUGCAUGUGCCUGGUCAAGGGCCUCUUCUACCAUUGCUCCAACGACGACGAGGGGGACUCGUACGCGGACCAUCCCUGCUCAUGUUCCCAGGCCCAUUGCUGCUCUCGGUACCUGUGCAUGGGGACCAUGGCCCUGUUCCUGCCUUGUUUACUGUGUUACCCCCCAGCCGAGGGGUGUCUGAAGCUCUGCCGGGGCUGUUAUGACCGGUUCACACGACCGGGCUGCCGAUGUAAGAACUCCAACACUGUCUAUUGUAAGCUGGAGAGCUGCCCCUCUCGGGCUCAGGGCAAACCCUCAUGAUGAGGGGAGGUGAACUCGACCUUGGGAUUGUCUCCACUUUCAGGUUGUGACUGUGGGCUUGUUUUUCUCUCGGCUCCCUUUCCCCUUCGUUCCUCCCUUCUCCUCCCCGGGUCCCACCUUCUCUUUCCCCUGCUGCUGGAUUUCGCUCCUGGAUUUCCUCCCUCUCCUUCCUGUGGAUGAUCUUCGGAUGGUGACCUUGCACCUGGCUCCCACCUUGGACAAGAGCCUCAGGGCUGAUCUGCCUCUUGUGUUCCUCGAAUGAACUUCUGAAGUCAUCCUUAUUCUCUGCAGUAUUUUGGGGGUGUGUGUGUGUGUGUGUGUGUGUGUAUUUCCUUGUGGUGGAGUGCUAAAAGAAUAAUCCAUUUAAUUUCUGGAGUAAGCUAGGGAGUGAAUGGAGUUCCCCUUAGAAAUUUUUUUAAUGGAGUUUGAAUCUUCCCUUGAGGGUAUAGACUUGUCUUCAUGGUGCAUAAAGUUUCUUUUCCACCUCUCUUCCCUUACCCCACCCUUCUUGCUUCUAUCCUCUUUUCUUCUCCUUCCUCCCCUCCAACCACCAGUUUUGGCAUUGGCUCAUUCCAGGGAAUUGCCAAGCAUGUCCUUCCCCCUCCUUCCCCACCCCCCAAUUUCUGAUUUUCUUGACAAUAUAAGUAUUCUCCUUGGAGUCCUGUUAGCUGAUCAUGGCCCCCUCCCCCACCUAUUAAAUCUCUUCAACCCUUUCCUGCUUCCCCCUCCUCAUUGUCUCCUCCCUCUUUCAGUGUCUGCUGUCAUUGAGGCCACUUUGAUCGCUAACCUGGGUGGUAUUUGUAUAUCUGAGUUGUUUUCUGGGGCCCCUGACUCAAGUCAUCUGAAACAUGCCUGACUCCUUUCUCUGCACCCUUCCCAUUCCCAAUCCCCACCUUAGAGCUUCAGGCCCAUCUGCAGAGAAGCAGACCGAUUCCGACCUGACCCAGGCCAGCAUUGCCUUAGCCACACGUUGUGGCCAUGUCUUGUAUAUUGUAUGUAUAAAUCACAAAGUUGAAUUCUGCCUAUUUUUAAGACAAAAGUCUGUUAAACUUUUUUAUUGUAAAGAAUAUUUAUUAUGUGAAUCUCUAUUAUUUUAUGAUAUUUAUUGCAAAGGACUGUCGAAAUGUACUCAUGUCUGAAUAUAACAAAAACAGCAGUACCUAACGAAAACUAAGGGUGAUGCAAAGAAAAGUACCUAUGUUAACUAUAAUGCAGAAAAUAUAUUAAUUAAUGAAAGGGACUCUUCAUUUCUUUAUUGA
Messenger RNA from Vombatus ursinus (common wombat), 3445 nucleotides. RefSeq names its product sprouty RTK signaling antagonist 1 (gene SPRY1). NCBI's taxonomy places the organism in Eukaryota, Metazoa, Chordata, Mammalia, Diprotodontia, Vombatidae. The transcript has 3 exons. The coding region runs from base 1227 to 2186 and encodes 319 amino acids. Gene Ontology annotation, biological process: negative regulation of MAP kinase activity; multicellular organism development; negative regulation of Ras protein signal transduction. Gene Ontology annotation, cellular component: membrane; cytosol. The record is from RefSeq and is a predicted model, not a curated record.